UACAUUGGUAUGCACAUUUUAGCUCUUCCUAAACGAACUUUGAUCCAUGGAAUCGCCUCUGAAGCGCGCCCGUUUCUCUUUGCAGAGCGACGUGGAGGUUGAGGUGGCUGAUGGAGAAACGGUCCUGGUUCACUCCUAUGUUCUCAUGUCGGCCUCAGAGGUGUUUGCCAAGAUGUUGCAAUCCGAUGUCUUUAUGGAGGCACAAACUGGUCGCAUUGUGUUGAAGGGUAAGACACGCGAGGAGCUUCAAGAGGUCUUGAAGCAUCUUGACCUCCGGAAUGGAGCUGCACCACCGCCUGUGACGGAUCAGAAUGUAGAAUUACUGGUGCGCUUUGCAGAUGAGUAUCAGGUCACUGGUUUGCGAGACCGUUGCAUCUCUGCCAUGAAAGUGCUGGCAAAGAAAAAGAUGUUCCGCUAUUUGAAGCUGUCAAUCAAAUACAACAUGCCAGACAUCGUUAAGCUGUGCGUUCAACACUUGGUCGAACUGCACCGCCCAAGACCUCAACGGAGUCCAAGUCCACUCUUUCUGUCGAUGCACGCUCGAGCGACCACGGAAGCGGAUCGGCAAGCGGCUCGGCAAGCGGCAGCUUUGAGAGAAAAAGCCAAGAAGACCCUGCUGGGCAUGGAAAACAACCCAGUUGUGAGGAGCACAGUGUACCGUGAGUUAACAAAGUUGAUUGUAGGAGAUACUAAGGUGGAGAAACUGGUCGAUGAGGAAUCAUCGGUGCGUUGCUCAAGACAUUGGAAGAUGUUGGUGACCAUGUUGCUUGCGAUGAGAGUGCAAUGCCCAGAAGAGCGAACCGUGCAGGAUUCCAUGUCAGGAGAAUGGAUGGCUGCCUUUUGGCCCUUGUUGCGAAUGGCUGUGGCGGACUUUGAAACAACCAGAGAUGCAGAGUACAAGGACAUGCUGACCCAACCAGAAAAUGGUGUGCAGGAUGAUCAGGAAGCUGAAGAAGAGGAGGAAGAUACUGAGGAUGAGGAGGUUAAUCCAUCAUAAGCAUGAGAAAAACGCCACUGGUGCACCUGAUUCAAGCCAAACAAAUGCUGGAC
Messenger RNA from Durusdinium trenchii, 1050 nucleotides. Lineage: Eukaryota; Dinophyceae; Suessiales; Symbiodiniaceae. The record is from the annotation of a GenBank genome assembly.